Molecule: messenger RNA, 669 nt
Organism: Knipowitschia caucasica
Lineage: Eukaryota; Metazoa; Chordata; Actinopteri; Gobiiformes; Gobiidae
Source: the annotation of a GenBank genome assembly
AUGUGUGAGGAGGUGGGGAAGGUAGUGUCCACUGGGUUAGAGAUGUGUGAGGAGGUGGGGAAGGUAGUGUCCACUGGGUUAGAGAUGUAUGAGGAGGUGGGGAAGGUAGUGUCCACUGGGUUAGAGACGUGUGAGGAGGUGGGGAAGGUAGUGUCCACUGGGUUAGAGAUGUAUGAGGAGGUGGGGAAGGUAGUGUCCACUGGGUUAGAGACGUGUGAGGAGGUGGAGAAGGUAGUGUCCACUGGGUUAGAGACGUGUGAGGAGGUGGAGAAGGUAGUGUCCACUGGGUUAGAGAUGUAUGAGGAGGUGGGAAAGGUAGUGUCCACUGGGUUAGAGAUGUGUGAGGAGGUGGGAAAGGUAGUGUCCACUGGGUUAGAGAUGUGUGAGGAGGUGGGGACGGUAGUGUCCACUGGGUUAGAGACGUGUGAGGAGGUGGGGAAGGUAGUGUCCACUGGGGUGGAGACGUGUGAGGAGGUGGGGAAGGUAGUGUCCACUGGGUUAGAGAUGUGUGAGGAGGUGGAGAAGUCCGGCCCCAGAGCAGCCGUGUGCUCAGCGGAGGCCGGCGGUGCGAGGGCCAAUGAGGCGUCUCUGUCCUCAAUGUAUGAUUUCACCUCCAGCGCCUCUGCCACCGAUGAUGUGCUGAACGGAAAUCUGUGUGGCGCCAACUGA